AUGGCGGACCCAAGCGACCGAACGGAUAAACUGAACAAGAUCUACAACAACAUCGUAUUCGGCAGGCAAAAACUCGGUCGUCUCAACUUCAAGCAAUUCCUUGAGGCCAUCUGCGUCCAGGAUGAUCGUGCCGCGUGUGUAACACGCCUCUCCAAUGCGAACCCACCUCUCCUGCAAGAGGCGUUCCGUAUGGAACUCGCGCCCGUCUUCAUAAAUGGCCCCAUUACUUCAGUCCUCCUGUAUCUGCAAGACCCGAAGCUGAAGGAGAUAUCUGGCGGCGCCAUCCUUCACGAUCUACUCAUCCAAAUCGUUGAUCCUCCCAUCUUCUGGUCCGCUUUCCAGGAGCGGUUUCGUAUGGGAGAACUCACUAGGGAUGGCGAGCUCUCCUUCGCUUUUGUCCUUCACGAUCUUGUCUCCAAUCCAGCGUCUUCCUCCUCCUAUCGUCCUGUUGCCCAGGAUCCCUCGGUAAUGAACAAACUCCGCGGAUCAGCGCAUCAGGAUAUACGCACGUACGCCUACAAGAUAAAGCAAGUUCUCGAGACGUUCGAAGCACCCGCUCUUCCGGCAACCAUAGUCAGUCGCCCCGGCGGAAGGCACGACAACGACUUCGCCGACUUCAGGCAGAUCGCCAUCAUGCCCACCGCGGACGAGAUCAGAGCGAUAGAAUCACCCUUCCUACUGCCCAGCACCGCUUUCGAGAAGGAAGCUCAGCGCUCGAGUAUCUACCUCGACACUCAGUUUCGCCUCCUGCGAGAGGACAUGCUGUCGGAGUUGCGCGAUGAGGUUCAGAUUGCGCUUGGCCAGAAGCAGGGCAAACGCAGGGGGAGAGUCAUCACCAAUCUGAAGUUGGUCAACGUGUUCAGCGGCGAUAGUUUGCGGCGGCAGAAGUGGUCUCUCGUCUUCGAGUGCUCAAAGGACUUGUGGGUCUUCGAAACCAAGAAGCCUAUCCGGGAUCGACUGGAGUUUUUGAAGAAGGAAUGCAAGUCCAUACGUCACCUGUCGCUCUCUUGCCUCAGCGUGGACGGCGAGGUUGUGGCCUUCCCACUCAUCAUACGCGAAGAGCCGCUCAUCGCUAGGAAGCUGCCUCAGAUCCCUCUGCAGUUCGGUGGCGAGACGAGCACGAUUCUCGCCCUGGAGCGCAUGAAGUCAGCACAGAACAUCAGCUUGCUGUUGAUUGACACGGCCGUCUUCGCGUACGAGCCGGUGCUGCGCGCUCUGCAGCAGAUGACGUCCGUACCCUUGCAGGACGAACUGCUCUACUGGGAUGACAAUCAGCCGCCUCGCGCUGCUCCCGAGGCUCCGGCGAGCAUCAUCAACGCAUUGGAGAGGAACCAGCAGACGGAUCUCGGCACGCUUCUCGGAAUGGGGAAGAGCAUUGUCCUUGACCCCGCGCAAGCGGCAUCUCUCACGUCCGCGCUCAAGCAGCGUGUAUCGUUGAUUCAAGGGCCACCAGGGACAGGAAAGUCAUUCAUAGGCGCUAUACUCGCCAAAGUCCUACACGAUUUCACGUCACAGACCAUCCUCGUUUGCUGCUACACCAACCACGCCCUCGAUCAGUUCUUAGAAGAUCUCAUAGACGUUGGUAUCCCUCGUACCUCCAUUGUGCGCCUCGGAGGGAAGCCAUCCCUGCGAACGCAGGAUAUGUCUCUGCAACGCGCUCGACUUGACGGCUCUGACUUCGCGAAGGUUCGCGAGUUCCGUCAGCUGUCGGAGCAGCUCGUCAAGGGCCUUGAGCUCAGUUUCAAGUCGUACCUCGGGGCGAACGUGUCUCUGGAUACGCUCAUGCAGUACUUGGAGUUCGAGGACCCAGAAUACUUUGAGGCCUUCCAGGUCCCCGCAGACGAAGACGGAUUGGAGCGCGUAGGGCGCGAUGGUCGCGCGAUCGGCGCUACAUACCUAUUGGACCAGUGGACGAGGCAGCAGAACGGCGGGAUCUUCGCCGGCGAUCCUGUCGUCACAGCCGCGCCGCAGAUCUGGAAGAUGUCGAGGGAUGCGCGUUCGAACAAGGUCGCGGAGUGGUUCCGCGCCAUCUACAGGGAGCGCGCCGAGAAGGUGUACAAUUCAGGGCAUUCGUUCAACCAAUACCAGGAUUUGAUCUCGCAGAAGUACGUGCAAGCCGACGUUGUUACGCUGAAGGGGAAGCGCGUCAUCGCCUGUACGACCACCGGCGCUGCAAAGUACGGCGACAGCAUUCGAGGCGCGGCGCCUGGCGUGCUGCUGAUCGAGGAGGCUGGCGAGAUUCUUGAGAGUCACGUUCUUACUGCGAUGAACGAAGACACGGCCCAAAUCAUCGCCAUCGGCGACCACCAGCAGCUUCGCCCGAAGGUCAGCAGCUACCAGCUCACCGUCGAGAAAGGGGAGGGCUACGAUCUCAAUGUGUCCCUCUUCGAGCGACUCGUUCGCAAGGGCUAUCCACAUCAUAGCUUACUCACUCAGCAUCGCAUGCGACCGGAGAUCUCCAGCCUCAUUCGUGCGCUCACAUACCCUGACCUACGCGACUCGGCGAAAACGGCUGGCAGGCCCAAUCUCCGCGGCGUUCGCGACAAUAUCAUGUUCAUCAGGCAUUCCAAGCCCGAAGACGAGAACCGCAAGCUCUCGACGCACGACACACCAUCCUAUAAGUCCUCGAAGCAAAACACGUACGAGGCGCAGAUGCUGCUCAAGAUCCUUCACUACCUCGGGCAGCAGGGAUACGGGACGGACCGCAUCGUCAUCCUCACACCGUACCUUGGCCAGCUCAAGCAGCUGCAGGAUGCAUUGCGCAACGACCUUGGCGAGCCGAUCAUGAGCGACCUCGACGUGCAGGACCUCAUUCGCGCCGGGGUGGAUAUGCCCAUGGCUGCGCAGGUCGGCAAGACGGCCAAAAAGGCCGUCCGUAUCUCUACGAUCGACAAUUACCAGGGCGAGGAGAACGACAUCGUGCUGGCGAGCCUCACGCGGAGCAAUCCAGAUCACGACAUUGGGUUCAUGUUCGCUCCCGAGCGUCUCAACGUACUCAUCUCUCGAGCGCGCGACGCCUUGAUCAUGAUAGGCAACGACGACACUUUCCGGAAUGCUCGCAAGGGCAGCGAGCUGUGGCGCCAUUUCUUCGACCUUUUGGAAAAGGGGAAGCACAUAUACGACGGAUUCCCUACCGUGUGCGAACGGCACAGGACGCGCGAGGUCGAUUUGCGCGAUCCAGCGGAGUUCAAGGUGCAAUGUCCAAACGGCGGUUGUACACAGGCGUGUGGUGCACAACUUCCAUGCGGACGGCACACAUGCUUGUCUAUAUGUCACAUAGGCAACGAUCACAGCGGCGUGCGAUGCAAGCAUCCGAUGGAAGAUCGCUGUGCUCGUGGGCAUACCAGAGGUUGGGCAUGCUGCAACGGGCCUCCUCUAGUCUGUCCGUCUUGCGCAGAAGAGACGAAGCGAGAGGCCGAAGCGAAGAAGCGCGCUGCCAACCGAAAGCGCGCAGAGGAAGAGGAGACGCGUCGUCACCUCAAGCGUCUGGCGGAAGUCGAGGAGAAGAUCCUUCAGGAAACUCAGCGACGAGAGGCGGAAGAUCUCAAGCAAGAGCGAGAGCGCGAGCUUUCCCGGAAGAGAGCCGACCUAGAAGCAGCGCGCAAACGACCGUCUGUUCAAGCAGCGGGUGCGUUAAGCGCGGAUCCCUCAUCCCGGACAUCGUCUACGCGCCCCGUCGAUGUACCUUCUACGUCCGAUACGAGCGCAAAGCGUGGAAGCGCUCCUCCCGCUCCCCCUACUGCGACGUCCUUCCCCAGCCAGCCACCGCAAACUCAAGGGACGACCUCUACACCUUCCUCGACCAGGACUCCUGCAUCAGGGAAGUACGUUCCAAAACCAAUGAACUCUUCUCAAAGCCCAAGCGAGGACGACUGGGCUCAUAGGAAGGCCGUUGAGGGCAAGUCGAACGAGCACGUCGACAGGAUCAUGGCUCUGGUGGGGUUGGAAGCAGUGAAGCAGCAGGUCUUAUCUGUCAUGGACAAGAUCGAAGUCGUGCAGCAGCAAGGAACGUCACUCAAGGAUCAACGCUUCAACGUUGCUUUCCUCGGAAAUCCGGGAACUGGCAAGACGACGGUGGCGCGCCAUUAUGCCAAGUUCCUCACAUCUAUGAAUGUUUUGCCCGGUGACGUCUUCCUCGAGACUACUGGCUCGCAGCUCGCAAGUGAAGGCCAGGAUGGAGUGAAGAAGAAGAUAGAGGCUGUUCUCAAAGCGGGAGGCGGCGCCAUCUUCGUGGAUGAGGCCUAUCAGCUCACAACGGACUACGACAGCGGCGGCCGUCUCGUCCUUGAUCUCAUGCUCGCAGAGAUGGAGAACCAUACCGGCAAACUCCUCUUCAUCCUGGCUGGAUACAACAAGGAGAUGGAGAAGUUCUUUGAGCAUAACCCCGGGCUUAAAAGUCGUGUACCGCAGCAAUUCCAGUUCGAGGACUACAGCGACGAACAGCUCAUGGACAUCAUGGAGCGGAGACUGGUGGAGAAGUAUCGGGGACGUCUGGUAGUCGAGGACGGCAUGCGUGGACUCUAUUCCAGGGUCGCCAUACGUCGCGUGGGUCGCGGUAGGGGCCGUCCAGGGUUUGGCAAUGCGCGUGCAUUGCAGAACAUGCUCGAUCGCGUGACGGAUCGCCAGGCUAAGCGAGUCGCCCGAGAACGGCGCCAGGGCGUCAAUCCUGAUGUUUUCUACCUGUCUAAAGACGACCUCGUCGUCGAUCCUACGACGGCCAUGAAGCAAAGCAAAGCUCUGCAAGAUCUCCAUUCUCUUACCGGCCUGCGCGCGGUCAAGGACGCCGUCGACAACUUCGUCCAGCUCGUUGUGGUGAACUAUAAGCGGGAGCUUCUCGAAAAGGAACCGAUCAUGGUCCCUCUCAACCGUGUCUUCCUGGGGUCGCCGGGAACUGGCAAGACCACGGUCGCGAAACUAUACGGUCAGAUUCUGGCUGAUCUUGCUAUGUUGAGCAACGGAGAAGUCGUUGUGAAGAACCCGAGCGACUUCAUCGGCCAAUACGUCGGGGCGUCUGAGCAGAAUACGAAGAACAUCUUGGCGGCCACAAUAGGAAAGGUUCUGGUCAUCGACGAGGCUUACAUGCUCGGCGGCUCAAGCAAGGACGGUGGAAACCAAACGGACUCUUUCAAGACCGGCGUCAUCGACACGAUCGUAGCCGAGGUGCAAAACGUCCCUGGCGAUGACCGCUGUGUCCUACUUCUUGGAUACGACGAGGAGAUGAACGCGAUGUUCCAGAACGUCAACCCCGGCCUUGCGCGUCGGUUCCAGUUGGAAGAUGCCUUCCACUUCGAGGACUUCAGCAUGGCAGAGCUCAUGGACAUCCUCGACCAGAAGAUGCGAAAGCAGGAACUGGAUGCCACCGACGCCGCUCGCAAGGUCGCUCAAGACGUCCUGGAUCGUGCACGCAAUCGCCCGAAGUUUGGGAAUGGUGGAGAAGUCGAGAACCUGCUUGGUCGAGCGAAACAGAACUACCAAACCCGGCACAACCAGGUACCCGUCGCACAGCGGCCUAUCGACACGGUCUUCGAGCCAGUCGACUUCGACAAGGACUUCGACCGGGCUGCGAAAGCAGGCGGGAACUUGACGAAGAUGUUCGAGGGCAUCAUCGGCUGCGACCACAUAGUCAAGAAGAUACGCGAUUAUCAGAACAUCGCGCAGGUUCGCAAGGCACAGAACAAGGAUCCCAAGGAAGUCAUCCCCAUGAAUUUCGUGUUCAAAGGCCCACCAGGCACCGGUAAGACGACAGUGGCGCGUAAAAUGGGUCAAAUAUAUUUCGACAUGGGUUUCCUUGGCUCCUCCGAGGUCGUCGAGUGCUCAGCCUCCGACCUGGUCGGCCAGUACGUCGGCCAUACUGGACCAAAGACGCAGAAGCUCUUCGAAAAAGCGCUCGGCAAAGUCCUCUUCAUCGACGAGGCGUAUCGACUGGCGUCCGGGAACUUUGCGCAGGAGGCGAUGGACGAGAUCGUCACGGUGAUGACCCAGGAGAAGUUCAAGGGGAAGCUCAUCGUCAUUCUGGCGGGCUACGAGCACGAUAUCAACAACUUGAUGUCGUCGAACAGUGGCUUGUCAAGCCGAUUCCCCGAGGAGAUCAUGUUCUACAACCUCGGGCCUGACGACUGUCUCGAUGUGCUGAGACGUCAACUAGAGAAGGAGGAGAUCCGGUGGGAUCGUCUGUCGGACAAAGUCAGCGUAGCUUAUGCUGAGCUGAAGGACGAUAUUGAGGCGAUGGCGAGCAUGCCAUCCUGGGGUAAUGCGCGCGACAUCGGAACCAUUGCACAGAGCCUCACUCGCUUGGCGUACACGCAGGGCACCACUGACCGGGGCGUGAAACCGGUGGUUCUCGACGACGCAGCCGCUAUGGCGUGCCUCAGAGAGUUUGCGGCAGGCCGCAGGUCUCGCGCGGCCAAUCUUCCUAGGCCUGACCAGCGACGUCAGCCUGAUAACAGCUCGCCAAUGGCUUCGGCUUCCGCAUCUGCCCCUCCGCCUCCUCCGACCAAGACGCAGACAAAUACAGCUACCAAGAAGAAUUCGAAGCCUCGUCCUAAGCCCCCUCCUGCUAAGGUCAACUCGCGUCCACCUACGCCGCAGGUGCCUUCCUCCGAUCCCGGCAGUCCUUCUCCUUCGUCUCCCUCCCUUGCGUCCUCGCGGCCAUCUACCCCUGCCUCUUCUACGCAGCCGAUGAGGGCUGCCCCUCCCCUCAGGCCGCAGGCCAAAAGUAAAGGACCCGCUGACACGUCGCGCGAUCCUGGCGUCCCCGACCACAUAUGGAACGAGCUGCAGGCCGCUAAGCAGGCGCGUCAACGGGAGGAGAUCGCGAAUAGGGUCGCUCGUCAGAAGCUCGAGCAGCAGAUACGCACAGCCGAAAAGGUCGAGCGCGAGAGGCAGGAGCAGUUGCGCGUGCUGCAAGCCAAGGCAGAGGCCGACCGUCGAGAGCAGCGACGCGUUGCGGAAUUGCAGAAGAAGAUGCAGCGAGCGAGAGAAGAGGAGGAGAGGAGGCGCAGGGAAUUGGAGGAACGAAAGAGGCGGGAACAGGAAGAAAAGAGGAAGCACGAACAGGCGAUGCAGAAGCUGCGCAGAAUGGGGGUGUGCGUGGCGGGCUUCCAGUGGUACAAGAUGCCCGGAGGAUAUCGCUGCGGGGGAGGCUCGCACUUCGUGUCGGAUGCUCAGCUUCGUUGA
This is a messenger RNA of Schizophyllum commune H4-8, 7176 nucleotides long. Its product is annotated as P-loop containing nucleoside triphosphate hydrolase protein. The transcript has 9 exons. Gene Ontology annotation, molecular function: helicase activity; ATP hydrolysis activity; ATP binding. The record is from RefSeq and is a predicted model, not a curated record. Lineage: Eukaryota; Fungi; Basidiomycota; Agaricomycetes; Agaricales; Schizophyllaceae. Bases 1 to 7176 code for a protein of 2391 amino acids.